Messenger RNA from Endocarpon pusillum Z07020, 939 nucleotides. RefSeq lists its product as uncharacterized. NCBI's taxonomy places the organism in Eukaryota, Fungi, Ascomycota, Eurotiomycetes, Verrucariales, Verrucariaceae. The transcript is spliced from 4 exons. Gene Ontology annotation, molecular function: protein binding. The coding region runs from base 1 to 939 and encodes 312 amino acids. Gene Ontology annotation, biological process: protein folding in endoplasmic reticulum. Gene Ontology annotation, cellular component: EMC complex. The record is from RefSeq and is a predicted model, not a curated record.
AUGGCACUUCUUGUCAGUCAAUCUGAUCCGUCAAGCACCCUGCAGCUUUCGCAAAGAGCUCCAUUACUGCUCUCAACAGCAACACCUGCGAGUCACUUUUUCCCUCUCACACUGCUCGAGAAGCCCGAGACCCCAGCUACGUGGACCGACUAUGAAAGACUGUUCCAGGCAUGCCUCAGAGCAGGCGAUGACAAGUCGGCGCACCUUUGCCUCGAAAGAUUGACGACGAGGUUCGGCGCAUCAGAUAGCAGGGUCAUGGGCUUGCGUGGAAUGUACCAGGAAGCGAUUGCUACCAGUACGGAAGAUCUGGAGAGGGUCUUGCGGUCAUACGAGAAGAUACUGCGGGCUGAUCCAAUGAAUGUGCCAAUACUCAAGAGGAGAAUAGCUAUCAAAAAAUCGUUGGCACGGCCUCAGGAAGCCAUUAGUGCCCUAGUGGAAUUUCUCGAGUCAAAUGCAACAGAUGCAGAGGCGUGGUGUGAGGUGGCUGAUCUGUAUCACUCUCAAGGCAUGAAUGCACAGGCACUAUUCAGCAUCGAAGAAGCGCUAUUGAUUGCGCCCAACGCAUGGAAUCUGCACGCCCGCAUGGGCGAACUCGAGUAUAGUAGCGUUGCUGCAGGGACGGAGAGCGCGCAAGCAACCCAGAAACUACUAGCGGAUGCAGUCCGAAGGUUUUCAAGGAGCAUCGAGCUUUGCGACGGCUACUUACGUGGCUAUUAUGGUCUGAAAAUUGCAAGCCACAGAUUGCUGGAGAACCUGGAUACGUCGACUUCGUCCACACUAUCAGACAUCCCUCCACGCAAUGUCAUCAGCCAGCUUCAUGAUCUUGCGGUUAAGAAGCUAGAGCAUAUCAUCGACACCCGCAGCACACAAAUAGUGCACUCAGACUCAGCCCGUGCCGAAUUGAUUGCAGCUCAGGAGCUACUGGACCGGUCUCGUUGA